This is a messenger RNA of Ogataea polymorpha, 1578 nucleotides long. RefSeq lists its product as uncharacterized. Gene Ontology annotation, cellular component: SCF ubiquitin ligase complex. The record is from RefSeq and is a predicted model, not a curated record. The transcript is spliced from 2 exons. The coding region runs from base 1 to 1578 and encodes 525 amino acids. Gene Ontology annotation, biological process: SCF-dependent proteasomal ubiquitin-dependent protein catabolic process. NCBI's taxonomy places the organism in Eukaryota, Fungi, Ascomycota, Pichiomycetes, Pichiales, Pichiaceae.
AUGUCCAGAAGAAGGGCCAGACAGAAUGGCGGCCAGGAAGAGUACCAAGUUCAGGGUCCUAGCAGCGCGCUGACGUCCUUCCUGCGGGAACAGGGUAUCAGUGCGGAGGCCAUCAGACAGCGGUACGAGGCAGGACUGCGCCGCCAGCAGGAGCAAGCGAGCAGUGGCGAGGAGGUGGAAAAUGGCGAACCAGAGGAGUCUGACGAGGAGAUCUUGGAGGGAGAGGAUAUUCCCGAGGACGUGAAGCUGAUGCGGGAGCGCGCAAGGAUCAAGCGUCGCCGUGCGCGCCGGGACCGCGAGCUGGACGACGAGGAGGACGAAGGAAAGAACUUCUGUAUCGAGUGCGACCGCGAGUUUGUCAUCUCUGUGUAUUCGAAGCGCAUGGAGAAGUACGGUCGCAUCGGGUAUUUGUGUCCGGAGUGCACGAGCAACGAGAUAAAGCGGCAACGGAUGGCGAAACGCAACGAGAUCGAGGCGCGGAAACGACGCAAGAAGGUGGCGGCGGCGCUGCUGGACAAGCAGGAGUACAGAAUCCCGUCGCUGCAGGACUGCUGCAUCAAUGUCAUUUCCAAGAACAUCGACCAAGUCGACCUUUUGGGUGACAUCGGAGUGGUCAACAUGAAAAAAAUCAGUCGCAUCUUGUCGAAGAACAGGUCGCUGGAUAACCGCACCAUGUCGCUUUUCCUGGACAGCAGCAUGCGCGAGAUUGAGUUCUGGGACUGCUCGAAGAUCGACAGUUCGGCAUUUGACAAGAUACCGGCCUAUUGCCCGAAUGUCGAGAGACUGGUGCUGAACAUGUGCGGACGGCUGCACAAGGAUAAUUUGAAAUAUUACGGCGAGAAGUUCACCAAUCUGAAGUACCUGUACCUGAACGGCGCGUUCCUAAUCAAUGAUCAGGCGUGGCAGGACUUCUUUGACAGCCCUGUUGGUAAAAACCUCAAAGGCAUCCAUAUCAAGAACACGCACCGGUUCUCGCCCGACUCGCUCAUUUCUCUCCUAGACAAUUGCGGCAAUAAUCUCGAGGAACUCACGCUGAGCCGAUUGGACGGUCUCACGUCCAAAAACGUCUACGACUUACUGCCUCACUACCUCCGAAAACUCAAACAUCUCGAGAUUUCAUACCCAAACAAGGAAGAGCUGAUCGAUGACGAGCUACUCAUCAACCUGUUGGGUGUGAACGGCGAGACGCUCGAGUCGCUCGUCCUUGAUGGAUGCACUGGACUCACGGACCAAUUUCUCAUCUCGGGAGUUAAGCCGUUCUGUCCUGCGCUCACCAAGCUGUCGCUAGUGCUGCUCGACCAGAUCACCGAUGUUGGCGUCAAGGAGCUGUUCACAGACUGGGACAUGAACGGCGGGCUCAUGGAGGUGAGUCUGGCACGUUGCAUCGAGCUUGGCGAUGAGUCCGUGUACGCUUUGUUAGAGCAUUCGUGCCAGACUCUGGUGGAGUUGAACCUGAACUCUAUAAAGAACCUCACGCGCAACUUCUUCAAGCAAAUCGGCCGUCACCUGCGAUUCCCGCUGCUGACCACGCUGGAUAUCGGCUUUGUGCGCUCUGGCUCCAAAAUUGUCGGUUCUUGA